Molecule: messenger RNA, 972 nt
Organism: Pestalotiopsis fici W106-1
Lineage: Eukaryota; Fungi; Ascomycota; Sordariomycetes; Amphisphaeriales; Sporocadaceae
Exons: 2
Coding region: 1-972 (323 amino acids)
Cellular component (GO): cytosol
Molecular function (GO): aldose reductase (NADPH) activity
Source: RefSeq, a predicted model, not a curated record
AUGCCUCUGCCCACCCACUUCACCCUCAACACGGGCGCCAAGAUCCCUGCAGUUGGAUUCGGCACGUGGCAAGCACCCAACCACGAGGUCAUUGAGGCUGUCAAGACAGCGCUCAAGACUGGUUACCGACACAUUGACUGUGCUGCCAUCUACCGCAACGAAGCUGCAGUCGGCGAGGGUAUCAAGCAGAGCGGCGUGCCGCGGUCAGACAUUUUCAUCACUGGCAAGUUGUGGAAUACAAAGCACAAGCCGGAGGAUGUCGAGGCGGCCCUGGACAAGACGCUGGCGGAUCUUGGAACCGACUAUGUUGAUCUAUACUUGAUUCACUGGCCAGUUGCUUUCGAGCCUAGCGACAAGUGGUUUCCCCUUGACAAGGAAGGAGUGUUCAGCCUCGCAGACAUUGAUUACGUCGAGACCUACGCCGCCAUGGAGAAGCUUCUCGCCACGGGCAAGACCAAGGCCAUUGGCGUGUGCAACUUUACCGUCAACAAGCUGCAAGACCUGCUCUCCAAGACCAAAGUCGUGCCCGCGGUGAACCAGAUCGAGGCGCACCCGUACCUGCAGCAGCCGGCCCUGGUCGAGUUUUGCAAGUCCAAGAACAUCCUGAUCGAGGCCUACUCGCCCCUGGGCAACAACCAGACGGGCGAGCCCAAGGUCAUUGACGACGCCAAGGUCAAGGACCUGGCCGCGGCCACGGGCCUCGACACGGCGCAGCUCGUGCUGUCGUGGGCCGUGCAGCGCGGCACCGUGGCCCUCAGCAAGAGCGUCACGGCGAGCCGGAUCGAGUCCAACCUCAAGGUGCAGGAGCUCUCCGCCGAGAACUUUGCUGCCAUUAAUGCUCUGGAGAAGCACAAGCGCUUCAACGUCCAGUCGAGAUGGGGCUAUGACAUUUUUGAGGAGCUUGGCGAGGAUACCGUCAAGAGGAUAGCCAAGGAGGCUGCACCUGAAAACUUGCAAAAGUUUAACGUGUAA